Gymnodraco acuticeps is the source of this 2255-nucleotide messenger RNA. RefSeq lists its product as uncharacterized. Gene Ontology annotation, molecular function: cysteine-type peptidase activity. The coding region runs from base 1133 to 2038 and encodes 301 amino acids. The record is from RefSeq and is a predicted model, not a curated record. Lineage: Eukaryota; Metazoa; Chordata; Actinopteri; Perciformes; Bathydraconidae. Gene Ontology annotation, biological process: proteolysis. The transcript is spliced from 14 exons.
UUGUAAAGCACUUUGAAUUGCCUUGUGUUGAAAAGUGCUAUAUAAAUAAACUUGCCUUGCCUUGCCUAAUAAAUGCCACUACAAUGUCCGAGCUGGAUGAAGUUGUCACCAGUGCUGUUGUGGUAUUCUCCAGCUCCCACAGUGACAGAAAUGUUGGAAAAGAUUUUGAAAAUCUCCAAGGACUACUGACAAAUUCAGUCAAACUUGGACGAUUCAACCAUUGUGGAAGACUGUGUGGUAUGUAAUAAUUAUGUGAAUGUUGGAAGUUGUUUCAUAGCUCAAAAAUAUCAUUACAAAUUAUUUGUUUACCUUCAAGUACAACACAGCACAGAAAAGAGGACAGAGGCAGUGUGACCAGAAACAAUGAAAAAUAUUAACAUGGUUUACAUAUUUUUCUAUUACCCCAAGCUCAAUGCAAUGCAACUAAAGUUAUUUGUGGAUUGUUUUUUCUAGAAUGAUAUCGGACCUACGCCCUUCAAACAGCAUUUUGAGGACUUAAUAACCCAAACAGUUAUUGAGAAAUCUGGUGAUGACAACAUGUACUUCUGCCCGACUUUCAUCCCUUCCUUGCUUAAGUACUUUCUGCCCCUGGCUGGUCUGUGGUCUGGCCUACUCUUGGGUGACCUUGGAUGCCAUGGAACAGGGACCAUUUAUCAGAAACUUUCCCAGAAGUACAAAAAUGCUGCAAAAAAACCCACACAGAAUUACACAGAGGACAACAAAACUCAAGGGAUAAUGGAAAAAAUCCAGUGGGACCUCAAAGAGAUCCGUUUUCAAUGGAGACGUCUGACCAGGCUGGACGAUUUUGUACAUACAUACAAAGUCACCUUGAGCGCCCUGCUAAGGGAAUAUGGCGACUCUCUGAGGAGGGGGAAGAAGACCCAUCGUGUGGACAUGGAGCGAUGGAAAAAAAGAAAGCAGAACAGGCGAGGAGUUUAUGUGACACCCAUAAACAAGCCUUUUGUUUUCAGACAGCACAAGAAGAAUCUCAUGCAGAAGACAAAAACAGCAAAAGCUCCAGCUCCACUACAAAAACAAGCGCCAGGUGAAACGGAAGCACAUAUUCCAUCACAGGAUCCAAAAGACAAGGCAAGACAAGGUCAAUCUUCAUCCACAUCAGACAUGACGGAGCAUGCUGAGGAUGACGCACAGGGAGGUAAAGUGGAUGCUUCAUCAGAGCUUGUGGAAAAAAAAGGACACUGAGGUGGUGGUGUCUGUAGUCCCCACUCAAAUAAGAGGCAACAGUUUUACCAUCCGUCACUCUGACAUGCGGACCCUUAGACCACACCAGUGGCUUACAGGCGAGAUCAUCGAGUGUCUUUUCCAUAUACAUGCACAUAAAUGUGAACUGGGGACGAGGAUUUAUAUUCUCAACCAUUACUCAGCUGGUGUGAUCCUCUUUGGGAAAAGAGAAGAGGUCAUGAAGCACACUUUGUCAAAGAUACACUUUGACAGCUAUGGAGCCAUUGUGUCCUUUGUACAUGUGGACGGUGUACACUGGACAUUUCUGUACAUCAAUGCUGAAGAAAGCACAGUGUAUUUGGCAGAUCCUGCACGCAACUCUGCAGAGCAGGCAGAGUCAGACAAUGCUGCCAACAAAUUCAGUGAUUACUUCAAAAUGAGGAGGACCUGCUGCAGUAAGACAGACUGGGUAGACAUAAAAUGGAAGAGAGGAGUAAUGAAACACCCAGUACAGCAGGAUGGCAAUAGCUGUGGGGUAGUUGUCUGCAUGAUGGCAAAGGAGGUCAUGGAAGUCUUUCCUAAAACACCAACAAUGGCCUUUGGGACCACAAAAAAGGAGAUGGCGCAUCAAAGAAAAGUGUUGGCCAUGGAAAUACUGACAGCAUCAGUGUUUGACAAAGAAGUCAACUGUGCCAUGUGUGCCGGCAUAAAACCACCCGGCUCAAUGCCACAUCACACCCACACUGACUGGAUUCAGUGUGACAGCUGUUUCCGGUGGUGCCACACACAGUGCCUGCAUAUGGACCAAAAGUCUCUUGAAGUUGGGGACUGGGUUUGCUCUCUGUGUGACAAAUAAUGUUUGUGCAUGAACAUGCGGUUGCUGUAUGUCCUAUAUUAACAAAAAGGCACCAGCUGGGGACUGGGACUCCAGACUUUUCCAAAAAGCAGGGGAUGUGGUUGCUGUGAAAUAGUUUUCAUUUAUAUGCUCAAUUUGAUAUAUUUAGAAUAUAUAUUUGAGAUUUGUUUAACUAAGAAGUGACCGUUGAAUAAAUAUUGCAAAACAAAGCCUAUAU